Contarinia nasturtii (swede midge) is the source of this 1035-nucleotide messenger RNA. RefSeq names its product syntaxin-18 (gene Syx18). NCBI's taxonomy places the organism in Eukaryota, Metazoa, Arthropoda, Insecta, Diptera, Cecidomyiidae. Gene Ontology annotation, biological process: retrograde vesicle-mediated transport, Golgi to endoplasmic reticulum. The coding region runs from base 51 to 995 and encodes 314 amino acids. Gene Ontology annotation, cellular component: SNARE complex; endoplasmic reticulum. The record is from RefSeq and is a predicted model, not a curated record. The transcript is spliced from 2 exons.
ACACUGUUUCGUAGAUUAUUUUUAAAUUUUAUUUCGAUUAGGAUUUUGGAAUGGAUUUAACUCAAUUAUUCAAAGCUAGUGUAAAAACUGUUCGUUUACGUAAUAAAACUGCGGUGUUUGCUGAUAAAACACGAAUAUUGAAAGUUAAAGCUAGAGAUGAGUUUUCAAUUAAAGCGAAUGACAUUCGAUAUCAAAUAACUCAACUUCGAGAUCUUUUAGUUGAAAAUCGAGCAGCUUACAUGCGAUUUGGUUUUCAUCUCAAAUCUUCAAUUCAAAUGACAGACGAUGAAAGGAAUAUUAUCGAUAAAGAAUCUGAAAAAAUCAUUAUACUUUGUAAUCAAUAUUUAAGCGAUUUAAAAGUUUCGUGCCUUAAAGAGAGAGCCUAUUACAAACAACAGGUACUCACACAUCAGUUAGCGAUACUUGAUAUUUUAGCUAACUAUCUGCGAGAUGUAUUUAAUAUGCACAAUAAACAGAAAGAAAACCGCAUACAACAUGAACUGGAAACAUACAGAUUACUGAAGUUAGAAUCAAAUACCAGUUCCGAUGGCGCUUGUAUAAAAAGGGAUGUUUUGUUGGAUAAUAGAAAUCAAAACACAAGUCAAUCAAAUGAUGUUGCAAUAGAUGAAGAUCAAUCAGACAAAUUUAACAUUGACUAUGAUAAUAUGACCUCUGAUGAUAUACAAUUGCUCGAAUCAGAGAAUACGCAACUGCUGAAUGAUCUAAAAGGUCUUUCAGACGAAGUGGAUCAAAUUGAAAAGAAUGUUUUUGGAAUAGCCAGGUUACAAGAAAUUUUCACAGAAAAGGUUACCGUACAAAAGUAUGAUAUUGAAAGAAUUGGCAAUGUUGUAAUAGGUGCUACGGAAAAUAUAAAGGAUGCAAAUGAACAAAUAAAGCAAGCUAUUCAACGUAAUGCCGGACUUCGAGUUUGGGUGUUAUUCUUCCUGAUUGUAAUGUCAUUUACUUUACUGUUCUUAGAUUGGUAUAAUGAUUGAAUAAUAAAACCGUUUUUAGCAACAAUUCAUUUCGAUUAAA